AUGGAGAUGGAGACGAGUUUGUCCGAGACAACUAAGGAUGAGGCCAUUGGAGACUCGAAGAAGAGAAAGCGUGAUGACAAUCCGGAUGAUGCCAGAAAAGACACAAGGGAGAAGAGAAAACGCGAGGAUGCCUUGAGUGGCACCGAGCCUCAAGCUCAGCCGAAGCAAAGAAGGAGGCAAAGCGGCUGCAGUGAUACGGCCCCAAAACUACACCUAGCAAUACAGAGUGGAGAUGGCGUUACGUCUGGCUCAGGAGUGGUGGAAUCGGCACUAGAAUCCUUCAAACCCCGUCGAAGUCGGCAUCUUGGUUUAUAUGUCAAGGCACAGACUAUACCCCCGGAGCCAAAGACUGGAAAGCGAAAGAAGCGAAAGUCGCCUGUAUCCAACGCGCCCCAGUCCAUCGGAACCCGACGAAGCACACGCGGCUCUGUUUUGACUUAA
Messenger RNA from Anthostomella pinea, 441 nucleotides. NCBI's taxonomy places the organism in Eukaryota, Fungi, Ascomycota, Sordariomycetes, Xylariales, Xylariaceae. The record is from the annotation of a GenBank genome assembly.